ACGUCGUUCUUCGUUGUUAAAAAACAAGUCAUUCCUCUCCAAUAGUCUACACGCGGACCAAGUUCCUUCUGUCACUGAAGAUGAAGUCAGCUGCACUGGUACUGCUUAUUGUUGUCGGAAUGGUUUUCACUGUUUUGGGACAAGAGCCUCUCACACCCGACAAGAUUAUCAAGGCUCUGAUGGGCAGUUCUCCUCCCUUCUGGAAAGUGUGCUUCGCUUUGGACAGCAGUGGCAGCAUUAGCGACAAAGAUUGGGAUUAUUCCAAAUCAGCGUCCAGGGACAUCCUUGCCAUCAUUGACAACACCCCAGGGCCGAGAAGCAUAGCCCCCACGAAACACAGGAUUGGUCUGGUCCGCUUCUCUAGCACGAUCCCCACCAGGGUGGUCUUCUCCCUGGGAACGUACCCGCUAUUCAAGAACAAUGAUAUUGCUAUUGGUGACGUGCUUAAAGUAGGGUAUUUGACAGAUACAUACAAGGGUUUGUUACUGUGUGAAAACGAGCUUGGUGUCAACGGCUCACGGCUGGUUUGGGUGACCACAGAUGGCCUACAUACAGUUGGGGGGAAUGCCGUGGAGAAGGCAGAGGCCAUGCAGAAAAAAGGGAUAAUCAUUUGCGUCGUUGCUGUGGGGUCCCAUGCCCAAAUGAAGGUGAUUAAUCGCAUGGCUUCUUUGAUUGACAUCCCGGGCAGCAAUACCAAACAGCGAUGCGUUCUGAACUACAAAACCUUUGAAGCCUUGAGGUCUGACACGUUGAGUGCACUGCAUAGAGUGCUGUCAUAGACAUAAUUCUCCGUCUGCUCGUCUGGUGACAAAACCUGACGACAUAGGGAGUGUUCAGAAUAAACUUAUCGUACCAGCAGCAUCGAUCUAUCUCAGCAGGAAUUCUUGCUAAAUUUCUGUCAAUAUAAUCAUCUUUUAUUAUUUGGCACGCCCCCCCCUCGAGAACCUAGGGUGUUAUUAAGUUUCGUAUGCGCUUGGCUCCUGCGGGUACAAUAAGUUUACUCUGAACGCUCCCACAUACCUUGCGGGGAAGGUGUUACAUUUAUCACUGUUCGUUCUUACAAACUAUGUAUCACAUGUUAUUGUUAGUUUACUCUGAACGCUCCCACAAAUCUUGCUGGGAAGGUGUUACAUUUAUCACUGUUCACUCUUAAAGACUAUCUAUCACAUGUUAUUGUUAGUUUGAGUUUCUUUAUGAAAUUAUUUACAGACAUUAAACAGGAAAUAAACAAAGCACGGCAUAGAAUGAAAAACUGAACACGAGAAUUAUGUCAACGUUUUAAAAUUAUUAAUCAUCAAUCAUUAUUUAUCAUUAUUGAUUGAUCAGAUUUACAUAACUGGGUCAUAUUUGUAUUGCAAACUUGCAGAAUUCCGUGAAUGUAAACAAAAUCACCUGAUUUUUUGAUGGUAUACUCUAACACUAAAACGAUGCUUAAUUACUCAUUAUGCCUUUGAUAUGGCAAUUCUUUAAAUUAAAAUAAUCAACUCCAUGCACAUGCAUAGUAUGUAGCCCGUUCUGUGAGAUGAAAUAAAUUAUUUGAAAUGUGCUUUACUCUCUCUAUUUGCCCAGUAAUAUGACUGAAGCAUAUCUUGACAAACACAUUGACUGUUUUCUUGAACUUUUAUUAAUCCAAUGAUAGUUAAACUAGUUCUGAAACAAUAACUAAGGGUAAUGAUGUUAAAAUAAAUAUACAGAAUAAAA
This is a messenger RNA of Lingula anatina, 1701 nucleotides long. RefSeq lists its product as uncharacterized. The record is from RefSeq and is a predicted model, not a curated record. Lineage: Eukaryota; Metazoa; Brachiopoda; Lingulata; Lingulida; Lingulidae.